Molecule: messenger RNA, 7152 nt
Organism: Malaya genurostris
Lineage: Eukaryota; Metazoa; Arthropoda; Insecta; Diptera; Culicidae
Product: fatty acid synthase-like
Exons: 5
Coding region: 29-7027 (2332 amino acids)
Biological process (GO): fatty acid biosynthetic process
Molecular function (GO): fatty acid synthase activity; oxidoreductase activity; 3-oxoacyl-[acyl-carrier-protein] synthase activity
Source: RefSeq, a predicted model, not a curated record
UCCAAGAAGUAGCGUUUAGUUUAUCGUGAUGGUUGUCGCUCAUUUGGUAUCAACAAAGCUAGACGAAUGCGUGGUGCUGUCCGGAAUAUCCGGUCGGUUUCCGAAGGCAGAAAAUAUGCGAGAGUUUGCGAAUAAUCUGUAUCGAAAGAGAAACAUGAUGGAUGACAAGGAGUCACGCUGGAGGCACGCGGUUUCGGAUAUGCCUCGUCGAAUGGGUAAGAUCAGUAAGUUGGAUAAGUUCGAUCGAGAUUUUUUCGGAUAUGACCAUAUGCAAAGCAACAUUGUGGACUGCCAGCAGCGGAUGACGCUGGAACAUGUGUACGAGGCCAUUCUCGAUGCGGGUGUAAAUCCGGAAACACUUAGAGGUUCGCGUACCGGUGUAUUCACUGGUGUCUGUUAUACCGAAACGGAAUCAACGAUCAUAAUACAUAUGCGGCCUCCGAAGGGAUACGGAUUGCUGGGGUGUGCAAGGUCUCAGCUAGCGAAUCGUAUUUCCUACGUGUUCGAUUUUCAUGGCCCAUCACUGACCGUCGAUACAGCUUGCAGCAGUUCGAUGUACGCCUUGGACAUCGCUCGCAAAAGUAUUCUCAGUGGCCAGUGUGAUGCAGCAAUCGUUACGGGAACUAAUGCUUGUCUUCGUCCGUAUAUAACGUACCAGUUCACUCAGCUUGGAGUUCUCGAUAGGAGUGGAAUUUGUCGACCUUUUGACAAGGAUGCUGGUGGAUAUACACGAGCAGAGGCGGUCUGUGCAGUAUUCCUGCAAAAAUCGUCCGAUGCAAAGCGAAUCUACGCUCACGUGCUACACACUAAGACCAACUGUGACGGCUUCAAACCAGAAGGCAUCACGUAUCCGUCCGGUGCCAUGCAGAGUCAACUUAUGAAAGAAUUAUACCAAGAGUCGUCGAUCGACCCUGUUAACAUUUCCUACGUCGAGGCACACAGUACCGGAACUGUAGUCGGAGAUCCGGAAGAGUGUUCUGCCAUGGAUGAAGUGUUCUGCACGAAGCGUGAUCGUCCGCUAAUGAUCGGAUCAGUCAAGUCCAAUAUGGGGCACUCCGAGGCAUCGGCGGGCAUUGCCUCUAUCGCUAAGUGUGUAAUCGCCCUGGAGAAUAAGCUGAUACCACCAAAUAUCAAUCUAACGUCAGUAAGACCAGAUAUCCCUGCAUUAGCCGAGGGACGCUUGCAAGUGGUUGUAGAUCCUCAACCACUUGAGGGCCCACUGAUAGCCAUCAACUCGUUUGGUUUCGGUGGAGCCAAUGCACACACUUUGAUACGAGGAAAUACGAAGAAUAAAAAUGAUGUUCCGAACGACGAUCUACCGAGAUUGGUGAUCUGGUCUGGUAGAACAAAGGAAGCGGUUGAUGUGAUGUUUGACGAUAUUUCACACCGAGCCCUCGAUGAAGAAUCCAUCUCACUCUUGUACAACAUUCAAACACAUCACAUUCCCGGACACCGAUACCGUGGUUUUGGAAUCUUCAGUAAACAAGGAAAAGAAUCUGCAAAGCUGGAGCUCUUCGAGUGGACACGAAUAAAACAGGACUCGUUGCCAGUAGUUAUAGUAUUUCCCGGAAUCAACACAUACUGGCGGCAGGACCUAGAAUCAUUGAAGCCGUUCCCACAAGUCCAGACUACAUUAGAGAAGUGUAAAUCAGUGUUGGAUAAGCUAGGAUAUGACCUGUUUCGCCGAAGUCAUGGAAAAACGAAUUUACUACAGUUGAUGGUGGGUACAAUCGUUUUGCAACUUGUCUACGUAGACCUGCUGGUUGCGAUCGGGGUGAAAUAUUCUGCUUACGGAGGAUACUCUGUCGGGCAAUUGACCUGUGCCUACUUGGACUGUUGUCUAUCGUUGGAACAAGUCAUUGAGUUGGUGUACAGUCACGGAAUGAUCUUCGAACAGUACAAAACAAAGAUAAACUUCAAUGCCGUCUUGGAUCUGGGUGUUCGAAAACCGAUUCCACCACUUUCGUUCGAUGCGUUCAUUCAAAAUAAAAUUCUUUCUCGUUUUGGAGUUGUGAGUGGUCCAAUGAAUCCGCUGUGUACCGUCGUAGACCAGCUAAAGUCACAAGGUCUUGUUGCCGAACAUUUGCCAUUCGUAAGUUUAUUGUACAGCAAAGAUUUAGCGGAUGAAAUAUCGGCCAAGUUGAAGAUAGAUUACUGGAAAAUAGUCCCCAAACCGAUGAAUGCCUCAUCCAAGUGGUUCAGUGCCAAGGGAACUGUCAGUUUUGGAUCAACGAAGAUGCAUGAUUCUGCCGCCAUAGCAGAUCUUGUUGAGAAAAUUCCCGAUCGUUGUUUGCUACUGGAGGCGCUCUCAAAACAAUCAAUUCAACCGGUUUUACGAAUUUCGAACCGAAAAACUGUGUCUGUUUCGAUCAUUAAGCAUUCGGACAAUUUUAUGAUGAGGUUUCUGUCGGCGUUAGGACAAUUGUAUUUAUCGAAACAGAACCUCAAACUACUGAAUUUGUAUCCCGCGGUUGGAUUUCCCGUGUCUCGUGCCACACCCAUGAUAUCACCGUUGAUUCGUUGGGAUCACCGGGAUUCGUGGUAUGUAAUCGAACACGACUGGGAUGCGUACCGGGAAUCCAACGUAGUGAACUUGAAGGUUUCAUUGUCAGAUGCCGAAUUUGCAUAUAUUGCCGGUCACAAUAUCGAUGGAAGAGUACUCUGUCCGGCAACCGGAUAUUUAAGCUUUGUCUGGCAGAUGAUGGCCGAGAUUCAUUAUCAGAGUAUUAACGACUGUCCGAUCCAGUUCGACAACAUACAGUUUCUCCGUGCUACCCCAAUGGUCAAGAUGCAAUCCACACAGUUGACGCUAAUGUUGCAGCAAGCAACGGGACGAUUUGAGAUUUUGGAAGGAGACACGGCUGUGGUAGUCGGUUACGUACGAGUGCUAGAUGAUCGCAACGAAAACUUUGCAGUACAUGAAGUACCUUCUUCGGCACCCAUUCUGACGUCUCGCGAUUUCUACAAAGAGCUACGUCUGCGUGGUUACUAUUAUAGGGACGCGUUCAGAUCAGUACUGGAAGCUCGCAGUGAUGGGUCAGCGGCCAAGAUCCAAUGGACCGGGAGCUGGGUGACAUUUCUGGACUGUAUGCUCCAAGUCGGCAUCAUAGCAGUCGAUACACGCUCUCUGAUGAUACCAACGGCGAUCGAAAGUUUGACGAUCAAUCCCAGUCGGCAUCUUUCGUUGAUGUCCCGAGAUUCCGAGGGGCAGGAUUAUUUUGUAUCCACAAACUGUCGAUUGACUGAAGUGAGUACUUGUGGGGGCGUUCGAGUGUCGGGUAUUCGAACUAAUAUUGUUAGUAGACGUAAUCCACCAGGAGUACCUGUACUGGAAGCUUAUCGCUUUGUGCCUUAUGCUCCGAAGGUGAGAAUUUCUGCAUUGGAAGCAGUAAGAAUAUGCGUACAGCUAGCUAUUGAGAACGCUCCAUGCCUUUCGAUGCAGAUUACGGAAAUUCAUCAGACGAAUUCUACAACAAUUCUUCCUCUUUUCGCCAAAGCUACAGAAGAUUUACCAUUAAUACAGCCGACGAUGACUCUACUCAGCAAUGAACCAAUGGAAAUUCCCAAUGUUGUAGUAAAAAAUCAAAAGUUGAAUGGUCAAGACAACUUGCAAUGUCUAAUCAGUCACAACAUGUUAGAUAACCCCGAAUCCCUUAAGCUCGCUUUGGAAAGUUUGUCGGAAAAAGGCUACCUCGUAAUUAGAAACAAGUGUCCAGUGAUUCAAUGUCCUCCGAAGUUAGAUCAAAUUGCCUGUUUCGAAAUAGAUGAUGAAGAGACUAUCGUGAUAUUGCAACAGACACCGAAAGUGGUGAAGGAAUCUCCAAGAGUGGUUUGUGUUGAGUUCAACGAUACUUCAUUUGAUUGGCUGCAGCAAUUGAAGGACGCCAUGAAAACCAAACCCGUUAUUGUGUACUCCCAGAAUGACCCCCUGUCCGGAGUCAUCGGUUUAGUAAACUGUAUCAGGAAGGAACCUACUGCGCACAGCGUUCGUUGUGUGUUGAUAGACGACUCGAAUGCUCCACCGUUCGAUUUGAAUCACCCAUUUUAUCAGCAACAGCUGAGCUUGAACUUAGCGAUCAAUGUGUACCGAAACGGGAGCUGGGGAAGCUACCGGCAUUCUCUUCUGGAUCUGAAUCUGAGUUCAAAAAUAGCACCCAUGAUCAAUCACUGUUACGCCAAUUGCGCGAAUCAAGGUGAUCUCUCAUCUAUGACAUGGUUUACGGGUGCCUUGAAUUCAACUCCAGUCAAAGGUGAUCGAGUUCGGGUCAUGUACAGUGCAUUGAACUUCCGGGACGUAAUGCUCGCUACGGGACGAAUUAAUUCCGACUCGUUCGGCAUUGGUCGAUUGGAUCAGGAAUGUAUAUUAGGUUAUGAGUACUCGGGAGUGGUUGAUGACGGUCGACGCGUGAUGGGUAUUAAAACUUGUGGAGCAAUGUCGACACUGGUGGAAAGUGAUCCUUGGUUGACCUGGACUGUACCCGAUCAUUGGAGUUUAGAGGAGGCCGCGACGGUGCCGCUUGUGUACGGAACAGUUUACACGGCUCUGUUCAUUUGCAGUCGAAUAAAGAAAGGUAAUUCGAUUCUUAUUCAUGCUGGUAGUGGAGGAGUCGGGCUUGCAGCUAUUCAGGUGUGUCUGGCCUAUGGUUUGAAGGUGUUUACCACGGUUGGCAAUGAGAGGAAGAAGCGCUUUAUCCUCGAUAAAUUUCCUCAGCUCAAGGAAGAAAAUAUCGGCAAUUCUCGAGAUACAUCGUUUGAACAGAUGAUUAAGCUGAGAACAAAUGGUGAGGGUGUUGAUUUCGUUCUGAAUUCAUUGGCCGAGGAGAAACUUCAAGCUUCCGUUCGAUGUCUAGGGAAUAAAGGACACUUUCUCGAGAUCGGUAGGUACGACAUAGCAAAGGAUUCAAAACUGGCCAUGCAUUUGUUCCAAAAGGGGCUGUCAUUUACGUCAGUUAUGCUACACGGUAUGCAGGAAGAAGCUGCUCAUGAAAAACAGAAAACUUGGGAGUUUUUACAGUCAGAUAUCAGCCGUGGAAUCGUUCAACCUUUACCUACAACCGUUUUCGCAGCAUUGGAAAUAGAAAAAGCGUUUCGUUUCUUGGCAAGUGGAAAACACAUCGGGAAGGUUCUACUGCGCAUACGAAAGAAUGAAACUGACAUCCAGACAUUGCCGAUAUGCAGCACUCCGAGACUGUAUUGUAAUCCUUUGAACUCGUAUGUGAUCGUCGGUGGUCUUGGAGGCUUUGGUUUAGAGUUGGCAGAUUGGCUUGUACUUCGUGGUUGCCGAAAGUUGGUUCUGAGCUCUAGCCGAGGUAUCUCGAAGUCCUACCAAGACUACAGAAUCAGGUUAUGGCGCAGCUAUGGCGUUGAAACUAUCGUAAAUAAAGCUGACGUUACUUCGUUGGAAGGCUGUCGGGAGCUUCUCCAGGUUGCUUCGGAACUGGGUCCUGUGGCAGCGAUAUUUAAUUUAGCGGUACAGUUGCGAGAUGGUUUGAUCGAAAAACAAACGGUCGACAAAUUUGUUGAAUGCUUUGCUCCUAAAGCAAAAGCUACGCAGUUUUUAGAUGAGGUGAGCCGGAAGCUUUGUCCGGAAUUGGAUUAUUUUGUGGUGUUUUCGAGUGUAUCGUGUGGACGAGGAAAUGCAGGUCAGAGCAAUUAUGGAAUGGCAAAUUCCAUCAUGGAACAAAUCGUGGAAAAACGAUGGAUUGAAGGAUUCCCCGGAAAAGCCAUUCAAUGGGGCGCCAUAGGAGAGGUUGGCUUGGUGGCAGAUAUGGCUGAUGAUAAGCUUGAUAUGGAAAUUGGAGGAACAUUGCAACAACGGAUUUCCUCCUGUCUGCGGGAGAUGGAUAGACUUCUGGCGUGUGAGGAUCCAAUUGUGGCCAGCAUGGUGGUAGCGGAAAAACGCACUGCGGGUGGCAGUAAAAAUCUGGUCGAAACGGUAAUGAAUAUUAUGAAUAUCCGGGACCUGAAGUCGGUUUCUGUGGAGAGCACAUUGUCGGAUAUCGGAAUGGAUUCGUUAAUGGUAGUUGAAAUCAAACAGGUGUUGGAACAUGAUUUUGAUUUAGUGCUGUCACCGCAAGAAUUGCGUACGUUAACGUUUUCGAAGCUUCAGAAAAUGGCUGACGAGAAAAGCAUCUCAGCAGGCGAAGACUCUCCACAAAUGAUCGUCGUCGGUUUGGAGUUAUUAUUUAGAAAUUUGGGAGAUGAGACAUACAGUGGUGAAACAGUUCUUAGGCUGCCUUCAAAAUCAACGGAAGGCCGUCCGAUUUUGCUCAUUCCUGGGCUAGAGGGAGUGGCCGGAAACGUGUGGCGCACAAUGGCGGCAGAACUGAACGCUCCAGUGUUUAUCUUGCAAACUUUGAACACUUCCGACAUGACCAGUAUUGCUAUGAUCGUGGAUCACAUAAUGGACGAACUUGACGACAAAGUGUUCAACGGCUUCACCGACUAUCUGAUCGUGGCCUAUUCAUUCGGGACAUCGAUUGCUCUUGAGAUCGCUCAUAGAUUGCAGAAUAGAAAUCGUCCAGGGAAUCUGAUUCUGAUAGAUGGGGCUCCGAUGUUUCUAGUGAGGAUAUCGAAGUUGCUGAUUGGAGAGAAUCACUCGGACGCGAUGAUCCAGAGAGGUAUGAUAUCGGCAAUAAUUUCGCAUGUGUUUCCAAAUCAAUCGAUAGAAGAAAUAUACUCCCUGAUGGAAUCGUUAUCGUAUAGCGAUCAAAUCGAGAUGUUGUUAGAAAUUGGUAAGGACUACAGGGUUUACUCCCCAGAAUAUUUUCGUAAGAUUUCGACUAUGCUGUACAAUCGUGUUAAAAUAGCUCUCACAAUGAAUGAAGAGUGUGAAAAGUUACUGCGAGUUCCAAUAAUGUUGAUACGGGCAUCCGAGGGAUCUGUGCCUGAUAUUGAUGAAGAUUAUGGAGUGGAGAGUCUAUCGAGCGCUUCGUUUACGUUGAAAGUAGUCGAAGGCAGUCACCUGACAAUGUUGGAGAAUAAGGUUCUGAUUGAAAUUUUAAAUAAUGUAAUUAGCAGUUAUUAAAUAAAAUGGUGGCAAGCCAAAAUAUUUUGUAAAGUUUUGUAGGAGUUCAUUUUAGAUUUUUUUUCAGUCAUUGAUUUCUGAUUGAAAUUUUAAAUUGUGUAAUUAUUAUAUUGUUGUUGAAUAAA